AUUCUUGCUGCCCUGUAGCAGGUAAACAUAUCCCCCUGCAAGGAAAGGCAGCUCCCAGCAUAACUGCUUUGGUCUGGAGUCUUCCUUACGUCUUAGGAACUAUCCUGUGCAUCAUUAAUCGAGGAGAACAGUUCAGUCCAACCUUACAAGAGGGAUAGGAAGGGUUGGGUGUCCAGAGCUGGCCCUUGCUGGUUCAGGAUUCUGCCCCCCCAGUAUGGUAGGUGAAUGCUGAGUGCAUGGGCUGGCUCUUGGGGCCCAGAGGAGGUGCUGAUGUGUGGGCCCUGGGUCUGUUAGAGAGCCUUUCCUUCCCCUCUCCUCACAGCCCACCAUUUCCCAGUGCUGGGCCCUGUUUCUCUGGUCUCCUUGGUGACAAUCUCAUCUCUCCUCGGCUUCUCUCCAGCACCUGAAAAUAGCCUCCGAAAGUGGAGAUGCCUGCUCCCUUCCCUGCUGCCAGCACCCACGAUGGCCAGGCUGGAGCCAGGCUGCUCUGCACAGCACAGCUGUAAGGGUCUGGCCCCAUGGGCCCCUGCACCACUGCGCUGAUUUGGGCCACCCUGUGAGCCAGCACCGAGGCCCCGUCCUCUCCUCGUCCCUCCUCUUCCUGCCUGCUGUGAGGCUGCACCAGGGAGCUCCUUGUACCCCGCUAUGGGCCAGUAUCCAGCUGUCCCCUGCAGCCAGAGACCUGUCCCUUUGGCCCUGUAGCCACCAGCCCUGCAGCCAGCCCGACAGACUCCCAGAAAUAGAAAACGGAGCCGGGAACGGGCAGAGGGGGAGCAGGAAGGUUACCCCACACAUCGGGCUGCCCCCGCCGUGGGACCAGGGUCGCAGCGGACAGUGAGCUGCAGCAGGAUCCCGGACAGGGACAGGCAGGGCUGGGCAGCGUCGACGACAAAGGGUCCGCAUCCACCCAGCCCUUGGCUGGACCCAGCCGUUCUCCGGCAUCCCCGUGGAGAGGGGAACGCUGUGCCCCGCACCGCAAUGGGGCCGGGCAGCAUCGCGUCCGGACGGCGCGGAGCACCUCUCCUGGAGGACGGGGGUCCGCGGAGCGGGCUGUCCCUCCGCUCUCUGGCCCCAGCCAGCCAUCCCUCCAUCGCCCCCUCCCUCGGGUCACCAGGGCCCCCGGGGCCGCGACCACCUAGUUCAGCCCUAGGCUGCUCGGUGGCUGCGGGCGCUGCUCGGUGGCGUCGGCCGUGUCCCGUCGUGUCCCCGUCCCCCCCCCCCCGCGGCGGUGGCGGUGGGGGCAUGGCUGGCAUUGCUCGCUGACACUCUAUCUGCCAGGGCCACGCCAGCCGCGGGCCCAGAAUAGCAGCGCUGCCCCGCAGAGAGCAUGGAACAGCUCCGUGGCCCCGCCGCGUCCCAGGUGGCGCUGCUGGAUGCUGUUGUGUGCCCUGAGGAGGAAGGGUUUCUGAAGGCUGUAUGCCCCAGGGAGGAGGAAGAGGAGGAGGAAGAAUACAGGAGACCUGUCACCUUCACACUGGGAAAUGAGAUACUGGGGCUGGGCCCAGAGGCCGAGUUUCAGAACCCUGAUGCUGAGGUCUAUAUGCACUUCUUGAGGAGCCACUGCUGCUAUGAUGCCAUCCCCACCAGCUGCAAGCUCGUUGUCUUUGACGUCUCCCUGGAGAUCAAGAAAGCCUUUUUUGCACUGGUGGCCAACGGGGUUCGUGCUGCCCCUCUCUGGGACAGCAAAACGCAGAGCUUUGUGGGGAUGCUCACCAUCACUGACUUCAUCAACAUCCUCCACCGCUACUACCGCUCACCUUUGGUUCAGAUCUACGAGGUGGAGGAGCACAAGAUUGAGACCUGGAGAGAGGUGUACCUGCAGGGCUCCCUCAAGCCACUGGUCUACAUCUCUCCGAGCAAUAGCCUCUUCGAUGCUGUCUACUCCCUGAUCAAGCACAAGAUCCACCGCCUGCCUGUCAUUGAGCCUGUCUCAGGCAAUGUCCUGCAUAUCCUGACACACAAGCGCAUCCUCAAGUUUCUCCACAUCUUUGGUUCUACCAUCCCCAAGCCACGCUUCCUGAAGAAAACAGUGCAGGAACUGUGCAUUGGCACCUUCCGUGAUCUGGCCGUCGUGGCUGAGACUGCCCCAGUCCACACUGCCUUGGAGAUUUUUGUGGAUCGCCGUGUCUCCGCCUUGCCUGUCAUCAAUGAUGCUGGGCAAGUGGUUGGCCUGUACUCGCGGUUUGAUGUCAUUCACCUGGCAGCCCAGAAGACCUACAACAACCUGGACAUCAGUGUGAGGGAGGCACUGCAGCAGCGCAGUGUCUGCCUGGAGGGGGUCCUCACCUGUUACCCCCACGAACCUAUGGAGGACAUAAUUGACCGCAUUGCCAAGGAGCAGGUCCAUCGCCUGGUUCUGGUGGAUGAGAACCGCUACCCGCGGGGCAUUGUCUCCCUCUCUGACAUCCUGCAGGCCCUUGUGCUCACUCCUGCAGGCAUCGAUCGAUCCUCACUCUGAAGACACCAGGGAAAUGCCACUGUCUUGUCUGACUCGGGGAUCUCUUGCGCGACCUGUGAGAAGGAGGCUUGGGCCCGAAGGUUCUCUGUGGGGAGGACAUGCUUGUUCACCCCAGUCCUCAGGCUCGUCUUGAGUCCAGGGCUAGAUCCUGCCGGUCUUGGAGAGGCAGAAACACUGAAAAUGGGACCCAGGGGUGCCUCCUGCCAGUGAGCACACAGUGAUGCUCAGUGGGCACUAUGCUGGAGGGGCUGCAACAUGCCGGCAGCUGGGCAGAGACCCAUACAGCCCCACCUGGCCACCCUCUGCCAUCCUGCUGAUGGAUCUGAGUGUUUCUAUUGUGGCUCCCUCCUAGUGAACACAGUCCCGCUGUCUGUGCUCGGUGCCUGGUAGCGUAGGCUCAGCUGCACACACAGGCUUUUGUAUUUUAGGGUCACAGGGGGCUGGAGCUCUCUGGCAGAGGCACAGCCUGUGCUAGAGCUGGCAGCAGGAUGGGCACUUGCAUGGAGACCCUGUGCACGUUUUGGGUUGGGAAGGGGAUAUUUAUUUAUUUGUUAGUCUGCUCAGCCUUGCUGUAACAAAACAGCUUGAUCCAAGAA
Haemorhous mexicanus (house finch) is the source of this 3054-nucleotide messenger RNA. RefSeq names its product protein kinase AMP-activated non-catalytic subunit gamma 3 (gene PRKAG3). The record is from RefSeq and is a predicted model, not a curated record. The transcript is spliced from 13 exons. Lineage: Eukaryota; Metazoa; Chordata; Aves; Passeriformes; Fringillidae. The coding region runs from base 1328 to 2458 and encodes 376 amino acids.